CCUGAAGGGUCCGAGGCUCGGUGGGCGUGGCCUGUAAACACUGACCCCUCUUAAAAACUCUGUGCUCGUUUCUCUGAGAACCUCCAGCAUGUUUCUGAGGAGCUGCUGCACCGUCUGGAUUCUGCUGUCAGGCAUCGCUGCUGCUGCAGUGUUUGUGGAGAGGAACGAGGCGAACACGGUGCUGCACAGAUGGCGCCGAGCAAACAGCGGCUUCCUGGAGGAGAUGCAACAAGGAAACCUGGAGAGGGAGUGCAUCGAGGAGAUCUGCAGCUACGAGGAGGCGCGAGAAGUCUUCGAAGACGUCACACUGACGGAAGAAUUCUGGCGUAAAUAUACAAAUGUUGACGUCUGCGAGGCUGAUUGUCAGAACAACGGCACCUGUGUCAACAAUGGAACCUCCGACUAUUGUGUCUGUCCCGAGGGCUUCGGUGGAGAACUCUGUCAGACAGUGGUGGAAGACCUGCUGAAGUGUCUUUACCAGAACGGACAGUGUGAACAUUUCUGUGACGGAUCAGGACAACGUGUCAAAUGUUCCUGUGCUGACGGAUACAAACUGGGUCCGCAUGGACGACAGUGCAUCGCUCAGGUGGAUUAUCCGUGUGGGCGGCUGCCUCCACAGGAAACCACAAACCAGAGUGUUGUGGGUCAGACCCGGCUGGUGGGAGCUAAUCACUGCCCCAAAGGAGAGUGUCCAUGGCAGGUUCUGGUUCAGAGAAAUGGACGAAGUCACUGUGGAGGUGUUUUAAUCAGACCGGACUGGGUCGUCACCGCCGCUCACUGUGUCACCGGGAGAAUCACAGAGGUCACCGUGGUGGGAGGUGAACACAACCUGGACGUGGAUGAGAAGUCAGAACAGAAGAUGGGUGUUUUAGCAUCGAAGGUCCAUGAAAACUACGACCCAGAGACGGGCGACAGCGACGUGGCCUUGCUGAAGCUGAAUCGACCGUUCACCUUGAACCGCCACAUCGUCCCCGUUUGCCUGCCGACCAAAGAAUUUGCGGAGAAGGAGCUGCUGCCGGUCCGCUACCACACCAUGUCCGGCUGGGGCAAGAGGACCAUCGGGGGCAACGUGGAGCAUGGCGCUGUACACGCUGUCCCGGUGUCCCCCAUCCUUCGAAAAUUCUCCAUCCCCAUCCUGCAGAACUCCCACUGCUCCCAGAGAACCCAGUUCAACUUCACCAGCAACAUGCUAUGUGCAGGAUACCUGGGAGGUACUCAGCAGAGUUGCCGUGGAGAUGACGGGAGCCCGCUGAUCACACUUUACGGCUCCACCCACUUCCUGACAGGUGUGGUGGGCUGGGGGCGGGGCUGUCCGCAGCCCGGGUAUUAUGGGGUGUUCGCCAACAUGGCUAACUUCGUGGAGUGGGUGGAGGCGUCAGUGGUGGAAACUGACAAAGCGCUCCUUUCAUUGGAUGCAGCUCUUGAGAUGUUAGAACAGGAACGAGUUUAAUGAAGUGCUGAAGUUAUUUUCUGUUUAAAGAUUUAAUUCUCGAAGUCACAAACAAACAUUAUCACGACUCAGACGUCUCAGUGCUCUAACUGUCCAGUUUCCUCGUCGGGCUUGUUCUGUUUUCACGUGUUGGCGUCAACGGUGUGUGAUAUUUUGGUUGAGAUGUUAAUAAAUGUUUCUGAUUGAUCAGACUUGGAUCUUUAUUGAUCGAUCAGGUGUUUUUCCCACAUGAUCAUAUUUACAGUUUUCUCUUUGGCAUGAAGAAACUGUUGAACAGCCUCCAUCAUCCACACCGGAGAUCCUGCGAUGGCCGCAGUUUGACUGACAGCUCAUUUGAGCAGAUAUGUGCUUAUAUGCCCGCCCUAGAACCUACAACAGCCAAUAAGAUUUCAGAUCCAGUAAUACAUCAUAUCAUAUAUCAUAUCAGUUUUAAAGCAAUAAACUUGGAGAUGAUGAAAGUUCA
Molecule: messenger RNA, 1913 nt
Organism: Acanthopagrus latus (yellowfin seabream)
Lineage: Eukaryota; Metazoa; Chordata; Actinopteri; Spariformes; Sparidae
Product: coagulation factor VII-like
Exons: 8
Coding region: 89-1450 (453 amino acids)
Biological process (GO): proteolysis; blood coagulation
Cellular component (GO): extracellular region
Molecular function (GO): calcium ion binding; serine-type endopeptidase activity
Source: RefSeq, a predicted model, not a curated record